Diceros bicornis minor is the source of this 1234-nucleotide messenger RNA. It is a transcript of the gene OSCAR, whose product is annotated as osteoclast associated Ig-like receptor. Lineage: Eukaryota; Metazoa; Chordata; Mammalia; Perissodactyla; Rhinocerotidae. Bases 183 to 1067 code for a protein of 294 amino acids. Gene Ontology annotation, molecular function: collagen receptor activity. Gene Ontology annotation, cellular component: plasma membrane. The record is from RefSeq and is a predicted model, not a curated record. The transcript is spliced from 6 exons.
UCCCAACUUUUUCCACUGCACCAUGGGGCUGUGACACAGUCACCCAGGGGCCCCCACUUCGCUCCUUCCUUCUUCAAACAGGGCCCGGCUCUGGCUUUCUGAUGUUGCGUCAUUUCCUGGGAGAUGAGAGGGCACCGCCAAGCCCUGGCUUCUGCUUCCACUCCAGCUGAGACCUGCCCGCCAUGGCCCUGAUGCUACUCCUCCAGCUGCUGACUCUUUGGCCUCUGUGUCACACAUACGUCACUCCAAAUGGUUUUUGGAUGGAUAAGAGUUCUUCUUUCUCUCAAUCUCCCCCUACUACACUCCAACCUCAAAUAAGAACCACCUGGAGAACCAUUAAUACUUUAGUCCCCCUAGCGUUAUACCCCAAGCCGUGGCUGGAGGCUCAGCCAGCUGCAGUUGUGACCCCCGGGGUCAACGUGACCUUGAGGUGCAGGGCACCACAACCUGCCUGGAGGUUUGUACUCUUCAAAUCUGGAGAGAUUGCCUCCGUUCUGCAACGGAAUGUAUCCAUGGAGUUGGCAGAGUUCUUCCUGGAGGAGGUGACCCUGGAACAGGGAGGCAGUUACCGCUGCUGCUACCAGAGGCCAGGCUGGGGGCCAACUGUCUGUUCCCACCCCAGUGAUGCCCUGGAACUGCUGGUGACAGACGAGCUGCCGCGCCCGUCGCUGGUGGCGCUGCCCGGGCCGGUGGUGGCGCCCGGCGCCAACGUGAGCCUGCGCUGCGCCGGCCGCCUGCGGGGCAUGAGCUUCGCGCUGUACCGCGAGGGCAUGGCGGCGCCGCUGCAGUACCGCCACUCGGCGCAGCCCUGGGCCGACUUCCCCCUGCUCGGCGUCCGCGCCCCCGGCACCUACAGCUGCUACUACCACACGCCCUCCGUCCCCUACGUGCUGUCGGAGAGCAGCGAGCCGCUGGUCAUCAGCUUGGACGGCUCCAGCUCCUUGGACUACACCCGGGGCAACCUCGUCCGCCUGGGACUGGCUGGCCUGGUCCUCAUCUCCCUGGGCACACUGCUCGUUUUCGACUGGCGCAGCCAGAGUCCCGCCCUUGGUAGCGCCUGGCCCUGAGCCCCAGAGGACUGGAUAUAGAUGCCUGCAGCGUGAGAAGACUUCCUAGAGAGGAAAGAGAAGAAGCAGAGAUCCCUUGGGUUGGACUGGCCCUUCCAGGAGCUCCACAGGUCUCCUGACCGAGCCCAGCUUCCCAAGUAAUAAUAACCUUUGUACUGUGCACUCUA